Helobdella robusta is the source of this 576-nucleotide messenger RNA. RefSeq lists its product as hypothetical. Bases 1 to 576 code for a protein of 191 amino acids. The record is from RefSeq and is a predicted model, not a curated record. The transcript has a single exon. Gene Ontology annotation, cellular component: cytoplasm. Lineage: Eukaryota; Metazoa; Annelida; Clitellata; Rhynchobdellida; Glossiphoniidae. Gene Ontology annotation, molecular function: protein kinase binding.
AUGCCGACGACGAUCAAAGAAGCCAUUCAAAAAUGGGAAGAAAGGACUGGAAACAAGGCAUCGGAAGCAACGAGAGUUGAACUUUGGAACCAAACCCCUUUUAUCGAAAAAAUGGAUUCCUCGUUGAACGUUUUAAUAAAAUGCGAGAGGUUGUCCUUAUCAACAAAUGCCAUAGACAAAAUAUCAAAUCUGAAUGGAAUGAAGAACUUGAAAAUCUUAUCCCUCGGCAGAAAUAACAUAAAGGGUCUUUCGGGAAUUGAAGCCGUCUCUGAUACUUUGGAGCAAUUGUGGAUCUCCUAUAAUUAUAUAGAUAAAUUGAAGAGUAUAGUACUGUUAAAGAAACUUAAAGUUCUUUAUAUGUCUUACAAUCUGAUCAAAGAGUGGACAGAAAUAACGAGAAUAAAUGAAUGUCCGCAACUGAUUGAGGUAGUUUUUAUAGGGAACCCAAUUUGGGAGAAGCACAACGCAGAUGGGGAUUGGUCCACAUUGGCCAUGAAAAGAUUGCCCAACAUCAGGAAGCUCGAUGGAUGGCCUUGCAUUAGAGAAGAAAAUUUGGGUCGAUAUUUUGCCAAAUAA